UCCAGCUCAUGCUUCAUCACUUCAUGAAUCUAUACUACCAGUUACUUCAAAAUGGCCGAUCUUCCCCACAUCUCCAACUGGGUCAAUGGUGCUCAUACCGCUGCCACCACGGACCGCAUCCCCGUCAUCAACCCUGCCAACGAGGUCCCCAUCGCCACCAUCGACGCAACUCCAAAAGAAACCGUCGAUAGCAUCGUCAAUGAGUCUCUUCACACAUUUCGGAAUGGCCCAUGGUCGCGCACCGAUGUGUCAGACCGAUUUGCCGUUCUCUCCACAGCCGCACGACUGCUCCGCUCCCGCAUUCCCGAAUUCGUGGAACUCGAAACCCGCCAGACCGGCCGCCCCAUCCGUGAGAUGCGGGCGCAGCUAGCGCGCGUCCCAGAAUGGCUGGAGUACUUUGCAUCCCUGGCGCGCGUCCACGAAGGCCGUGUGACACCGUUCAAAGGGCCUGUUGUGAACACCCUGACCCGCCUUCCCUUAGGGGUCGUGGCCCUGAUCACACCGUACAACCACCCGCUCCUCAUUGCGAUGAAGAAGAUCGGUGCGGCGCUGGCAGCUGGGAACGUGGUAAUUGUCAAGGCAUCGGAGCUGGCACCGCUGUCGGUGCUGAAACUCGGAGCCCUGUUCCAGGAGGCUGGUCUUCCUGAUGGGGUAUUGCAGAUCGUCAGUGGGUAUGGGUAUGAGACGGGAAAGUACCUCUGUGAGAGCCGAUUGCUAGCCAAAAUCGACUUGACAGGAGGACUGGCCACAUACAAAGCAAUUGCGCCAUCUGCGUCGGCCAACUUGAUCCCCAUCACGGCCGAGCUGGGUGGGAAGGCCCCCGUGUGCUUCUUCCCGAGCAUGGAAGUCGAAAAUGCAGUCAAGGCGGCGCUGUUUGCGAGCUUCAUUGCCAGCGGACAGACUUGUGUCACGGGAAGUAGGCUUCUGGUUCACGCAGACAUGUACGAUGAGUUUACAGCGCUGCUAAAAAAACGGGUGGAAGCCUUACGACUAGGUGAUCCGUUUGAUGACCAGACGCAGAUCGGAACUGUCAUAUCCAAGAUCGCCGUGGAGAGAUGCUCCGCUUUCGUGGAGAGGGCUGUGAAGGAGGGAGGGAAGAUCCUCUGUGGUGGAAAGCCAACAACGAACCCAGAUGGAAAAGGCUUCUAUUUCCAGCCGACGGUCAUCGAAACUCGUCCGCAGACCGAUCUGGAAUGUAACGAGGUGUUUGGCCCAGUCAUUGCGCUCAUCAAAUGUCAUUCAGAGGAGGAUAUAAUCCACGUUGCCAACAGUUCUUCAAUGGCAUUAGGGGCUUCGGUCUGGACGAAUGACUUUAAGCAGGCGCAUCGGGUUGCAGACAAGAUUGAGGCGGGAAUUGUCUGGAUUAAUGGACACCAUCUCAACGACCCAUCAUCGCCGUGGGGUGGCUUUAAGCAGAGUGGCCUGGGGAAGGAGAACGGGUUGGAGGCGUAUGAGAGCUACACGAAGCUCAAGAGCACCGUGAUCAACUAUGGUGUUCCUCCGGUUUGGUUUGAUGAUGAGCCUGCAAAUGCACGCUAUGGCUAGAUGUAGCAUGGCAAUUGUAGAUAUUAGUUUGCAUUUGAGACUUACUGCAAUGUCUCUUCUGCUUCCGGAUAACUGCUAUGUUUUCA
This is a messenger RNA of Aspergillus ibericus CBS 121593, 1631 nucleotides long. RefSeq names its product aldehyde dehydrogenase. The record is from RefSeq and is a predicted model, not a curated record. NCBI's taxonomy places the organism in Eukaryota, Fungi, Ascomycota, Eurotiomycetes, Eurotiales, Aspergillaceae. The transcript has a single exon. Gene Ontology annotation, molecular function: aldehyde dehydrogenase (NAD+) activity. Bases 52 to 1545 code for a protein of 497 amino acids.